AUGGCGUACCUACCGAGGUUUGCCUUCACUGCGUUUGCUUGCAUAUUUGCGAUUUGCGCACCGGGACUAAUCUCCGGGCAAAUUCGUUAUUAUAUUCCCGAGGAGAUGAAGCAAGGAGCAUUUGUUGGGAAUGUCGCUGUGGAUUUGGGCCUGAACGUACGGCAAUUGUCAGCUCGCAAAUUCCGACUGAGCUCCGAUGACGGAGGGCGAUACAUGAAGGUCAGUUUGGACAAUGGAAUCAUGUCUAUUCGUGAAAGAAUCGACCGGGAACGUAUUUGUGGACAGAAUGAUCAAUGUAUUAUACCUUUCGAAACAAUACUGGAAAAUCCGUUUGAUGUGACUGACGGCGAAUUGGAGAUUCUUGAUGUAAAUGACAAUUCCCCCACUUUUCCGCAAAGCAGCAUUGCCUUGCAGAUAUCGGAAGCCAGUGUAUCCGGGAUACGUUUCCGGCUCCAGGGCGCGGAUGAUCCCGACAUUGGUACAAAUACUGUGGCCGCCUAUACAAUCAGUUCCAAUGAGCACUUUAGUCUAAAAACACAGAAAUCCGAAGACGGUAUUAUAAUUGCCGAAUUGCAGUUAGAGAAAUUUUUGGACCGAGAGAUGCAAUCAUCAUUUCAACUCAUGCUUACUGCGUUUGACGGUGGGACCCCUCAGAGAUCAGCUACGACACAGGUUCUGGUUACGGUAUUCGACCAGAACGAUAAUCCACCUGUGUUCGACCAUGAUAUUUACAGAAGCAGCGUAAGCGAGAAUACGUCGCGGGGUACGUUGGUGCUGAAAGUCCAAGCAAAUGAUUUGGACGAAGGACUGAAUGCGGAGCUGACGUAUAGUUUCAAUGAUGUUGGUUUGCGAGGAGUGCAACAUGUUUUCAGGUUGGAUCCACGCACUGGGGAGAUUCGAGUUCAAGGGCCUCUAGAUUUUGAAGAAGUUAACAGCUAUUCUCUCGAUAUUCAAGCCCAGGACCACGGUUCACCUGCAAUGACAGGACACUCCAAAAUAGUGAUCAAAGUAAUUGACGUGAACGAUAAUGCACCUGAGAUAAGGGUAACAUCAGCUUCCAACAUAAUCCUGGAAAAUACUCCACCAGGAAGUUUCAUAUCCCAGAUUUAUGUGAUCGAUCGCGAUUCCGUAGCGUACGGCCAAGUGCGUUGCGAAAUACAAAAGAACGUCCCAUUUCGACUGCAAAAGACAUCGAACCACUAUAAAUUAGUCACCAGUGAAACGUUGGACCGUGAAGCGACCUCUGAGUAUAACAUUCUUAUUUCAGCCUGGGACUUGGGGUCGCCUUCACUAUCAAUAAAUAAAACCAUCGAGAUUGCUAUUUCGGACGUAAAUGACAAUGCACCGCAAUUCGCCGAGUCAUCCUACAACGUAUAUGUAAUGGAGAAUAACGCUCCGGGUGUAUCCAUUUUCACAGUAACUGCAACAGAUCACGAUCUGGAUCAAAAUUCCUAUCUUUCCUACUCCUUUCUCGAUAAUCAUAUCCAAAACAUGCUAGUAUCCACUUACAUCUCCAUUAAUUCAAUGAACGGUACCAUUUACGCGCUGCGUUUCUUUGACUAUGAGGAACUCAAGAACUUCCAGAUCCAUGUACAGGCCCGUGACGCCGGGGUGCCUCCGUUGAGCAGUAGCGUCACGGUGAAUGUGAUCAUCCUGGAUCAAAAUGACAACGCGCCGGUAAUCUUUUUAUCUUCAGAACAGAGUGAAUCGGCGGCAGUGGAUACCGUACCCCGGUCUGCGGGUGAAGGGUACUUGGUCAGCAAGAUAAUGGCAACUGAUGCAGAUUCUGGUCAGAACGCACGGCUCUUUUAUCAGAUAGUGAAAUCUACCGACCCCGGUUUGUACAACGUUGAGCAACAUUCCGGAGAAGUCAGAACAGCGCGCGAUAUUUUGCAGUCAGACACUGCUGUACAAACUCUAGUCAUCUUGGUGAAGGACAAUGGGCAGCCAAGCCUGUCAAGCACAAUUACAAUGAACAUUAGAGUUUUGGGAAACAGCAGUGAAGGAAUCAGCGAAAGCAGUACCUUGGUGAAGAAUCCAGAAUAUUUCUCUGAUCCAAACGUUUAUUUAAUGGUCAUUUUCAGUUGCACUUCCGUGGUCUUUCUUCUUAUCAUCGUUCUGUUGAUUGGCAUCAAGUGUAAACAGGACAGAAAUAUUAUCCAAGAUUAUAACACCCCUAGUUAUUGUUACAAUCAUGGGGUUUCGCACGGCACGUUUAAUGGAAGACCAGCUAUGGAGGAAACAUUGUGUUAUCCCGGGACGGGCCGGGUAGCCCGGGGGGCAGAACUGAAUCAAUACUCAGUCUGUCUGUCUCCAGAGUCAGCGAAAAGCGAUUUUCUCUUCCUGAAGCCCCGCGACGCUCCCACCUCUCAAGCCCAAAGCCUGUUCAAUGACCUGAACAUGUCCACUGAAAAGGUCAUUUUACACGGAGAGGCCCUGUGUUGGACUUUGACAGAGCGCGGAAUAAUGGCGUACAUACCGAGGUUUGCCCUCACAGCAUUUGCUUGCAUGUUUGUGAUAUGUGCACCGGGUACAAUCUCCGGGAAAAUUCGUUAUUCUAUUCCCGAGGAAAUGGUGCAAGGGGCAUAUGUUGGUAAUAUCGCUGUGGAUUUGGGCCUGAAUGUACGGCAACUGUCAGCUCGCAAAUUCCGACUGAGCUCUGAUGACGGAGGGCGGUACAUGAAGGUUAGUUUGGACAAUGGAAUCAUGUCUAUUCGUGACAAAAUCGACCGGGAACGUAUUUGUGGACAGAUUGAUAAAUGCACUGUAUAUUUCGAAACAAUACUGGAAAACCCCUUGGAGGUGUAUCACGGGGAAUUGGAGAUUCUUGAUGUAAAUGACAAUCCCCCCACUUUCCCGCAGAGCAGCAUUGUCUUGCAGAUAUCGGAAGCCAGUGCACCCGGUGUACGUUUCCGACUCGAGGGUGCGGAUGAUCCCGACAUUGGUACAAAUACCGUGGCCGCUUAUACAAUCAGUUCCAGUGAGCACUUUAGUCUAAAAACACAGAGAGCUGAAGACGGUAUUAUGAUUGCCGAGUUGCUGUUAGGGAAAUCUUUGGACCGAGAGCAGCAAUCAUCAUUUCAACUCUUGCUUACUGCGACUGAUGGUGGAACCCCUCAGAGAUCAGCCACAGCUCAGAUUCUCAUUACUGUAUUCGAUAACAAUGAUAAUCCACCUGUGUUCGACCAUGAUAUUUACAGAGGCAGCGUAAGUGAGAACGCGCCGCGGGGUACGUUGGUGCUGAAAGUCAAAGCAAAUGAUUUGGACGAAGGACUGAAUUCGCAACUGACAUAUUGUUUUAGUGAUAUUUCUUUGAUAAGAGCGCAAAAAUUAUUCAGUUUAGACCCAGUUACAGGGGAGCUUCGAGUCAAAGGGCUUCUCGAUUUUGAACAAGUAAACAGCUAUUCUCUGGAUAUUCGAGCCCAGGACCACGGUUCCCCUGCAAUGACAGGACACUCCAAAGUACUGAUCAAAGUCACUGAUGCGAACGACAACGCACCUGAGAUAAAGGUACCAUCACCUUGCAACAAAAUCCCGGAAAAUGCGCCACCAGGUAGUUUCAUAUGUCUGAUUAAAGUGAUGGAUCGUGAUUCUGGAGCGAACGGUCAAGUACGUUGCGAGUUAAGACAAAAGAACGUCCCAUUUCGACUGCAAAAGGUAUCGAACAACUAUAAAUUAACCACGAGUGAAACGUUGGACCGUGAAGCCAUCUCUGAGUAUAACAUUCUUAUUUCAGCCUGGGACUUGGGGUCGCCGUCACUCUCAUCAAAUACAACCAUCCAGAUUGCAAUUUCGGACGUUAACGAUAACGAACCACAAUUCGCAGAGUCAUCCUACAACAUAUAUAUAAUGGAGAACAACGCUCCGGGUGCGUCCGUUUCCACAGUAACUGCAACAGAUCCUGAUCUGGAUCAAAAUUCCUAUAUUUCCUACUCCUUUCUCGAUAACCAUAUCCAAAACAUGCCAGUAUCCACAUACCUCACUAUCAAUUCAAUUAACGGUACUAUUUACGCGCUGCGUUCCUAUGAUUAUGAGGAACUAAAAAACUUCCAGAUCAAUGUUCAAGCCCGUGACGCCGGGGUGCCUCCGUUGAGCAGCAGCGCCAUGGUGAAUGUGAUCAUCCUGGAUCAAAAUGACAACGCGCCGGUAAUAGUUUCACCUUCAGCAGCAGUGGAUACCGUACCCCGGUCAGCGGGUGAAGGGUACUUGGUCAGCAAGAUAAUGGCAACUGAUGCCGAUUCUGGUCAGAACGCACGGCUCUUUUAUCAGAUAGUGAAAUCUACCGACCCCGGUUUGUACAACGUUGGACAACAUUCCGGAGAAGUCAGAACAGCGCGCAAUAUUUUCCAGUCAGAUAUUGCUUUACAAACUCUAGUCAUCUUGGUUAAGGACAAUGGACAGCCAAGCCUGUCAAGCACAAUUACAAUGAGCAUUAGGGUUUUGGGAAACAGCAGUGAAGGACUCAGCGAAAGCAGUACCUUGGUGAAGACUCCAGAAUAUUUCUCAGAUCCAAACGUUUAUUUAAUCGUCAUUUUCAGCUGCACAUCCGUGGUCUUUCUUCUGGUCAUCAUUCUGUUGAUUGGCAUCAAGUGUAAACAGGACAGAAAUAUUAUCCAAGAGUAUAACUCCCCUAGUUAUUGUUACAAUCAUGGGGUUUCGCACGGCACGUUUAAUGGAAGAUCAGCUAUGGAGGAAACAUUGUGUUAUCCUGGGACGGGCCGGGUAGUCCGGGGGGCAGAACUGAAUCAAUACUCAGUCUGUCUGUCUCCAGAGUCAGCGAAAAGCGAUUUUCUCUUCCUGAAGCCACGCGACGCUCCCACCUCUCAAGCCCAAAGUCCUAUCUCCGGGCAAAUUCGUUAUUCUAUUUCCGAGGAAAUGGAGCAAGGGGCAUUUGUUGGGAAUAUCGCUGUGGAUUUGGGCCUGAACAUACGGCAAUUGUCAGCUCGCAAAUUCCGACUGAGCUCUGAAGACGGAGGGCGGUAUAUGAAGGUCAGUUUGGACAAUGGAAUCAUGUCUAUUCGUGAAAAAAUCGACCGGGAUCGUAUUUGUGGACAGAAUGAUAAAUGUACUGUACAUUUCGAAACAAUAUUGGAAAACCCCUUGGAGGUGUACCACGGGGUAUUGGAGAUUCUUGAUGUAAAUGACAAUUCCCCCACUUUCCCACAGAGCAGCAUUGCCUUGCAGAUAUCGGAAGCUAGUGCACCCGGUGUACGUUUUCGACUCGAGGGCGCGGAUGAUCCCGACAUUGGUACAAACUCCGUGGCCGCUUAUACUAUCAGUUCCAGUGAGCACUUUAGUCUAAAAACACAGAGAGCCGAAGACGGUAUUAUGAUUGCCGACUUGCUGUUAGGGAAAUAUUUGGACCGAGAGCAGCAAUCAUCAUUUCAACUCUUGCUUACGCCGACUGAUGGUGGCACCCCUCAGAGAUCAGCCACAGCUCAGAUUAUCAUUACUGUAUUGGAAAUUAACGAUAAUCCACCUGUGUUCGAUCACGAUAUUUACAGAGGCAGCGUAAGUGAGAACGCGCCGCGGGGUACGUUGGUGCUGAAAGUUAAAGCAAUUGAUUUGGACGAAGGACUGAAUUCGGAGCUGACAUAUUGUUUUAGUGAUAUUGCUUUGAUAAGAGCGCGAAAAUUAUUCAGUUUAGACCCAGUUACUGGAGAGCUUCGAGUCAAAGGGCUUCUCGAUUUUGAACAAGUAAACAGCUAUUCUCUGGAUAUUCGAGCCCAUGACCACGGUUCCCCUGCAAUGACAGGACACUCCAAAGUACCGAUCAAAGUCACUGAUGUGAACGACAACGCACCUGAGAUAAAGAUCCAUGUUCAAGCCCGUGACGUCGGGGUGCCUCCGUUGAGCAGCAGCGCCAUGGUGAAUGUGAUCAUCCUGGAUCAAAAUGACAACGCGCCGUUUUGGACAUUGACUGAGCCCGGAACAAUGGCGUUCCUACCGAGGUUUGCAUUCAAUGUGUUUAUGUGCAUGUUUACGAUAUGUGCACCGGGUCUAAUUACCGGGCAACUUAUUUAUUCUGUUCCCGAGGAAAUGAAGCAAGGGGCAUUUGUUGGGAAUAUCGCUCAAGAUCUGGACCUGAACGUACAUCAAUUGUCAGCUCGCAAAUUCCGACUGGGCUCUGAUGACGGAGGGCGGUACAUGAAGGUCAGUUUGGACAAUGGAAUACUGUCUAUUCGUGAAAGAAUCGACAGAGAACGUAUUUGCGGAGAAGCGGAUGUGUGUAUUAUUCCUUUCGAAAUAAUAUUGGAAACGCCCUUGGAGGUGUAUCGCGGAAAAAUAGAGAUUCGUGAUGUAAAUGACAAUGCGCCCACUUUCCCGCAGAGCAGCAUUGCCCUACAGAUAUCGGAAGCGAAUGCACCCGGUGUACGUUUCCGUCUCGAGAGCGCGGAUGAUCCCGACAUUGGAACAAAUACCGUGACCGCCUAUAGAGUCAGUUCCAGUGAGUACUUCAGUCUGAGGACACAGAAAACCGAGGACGCUAUUAUAAUUGCCGAAUUGCUGUUGGAGAAAUCUUUGGACCGAGAGCUGCAAUCAUCAUUUCAGCUCUUUCUGACUGCGACUGAUGGUGGGAACCCUCGGAGAACAGGCACAGCUCAAAUUCUCAUUACUGUCUUGGACAACAAUGACAAUCCACCUGUUUUCGAUCGUGAUAUUUACAGGGGCAGCAUAAGUGAAAACGCACCGCAUGGUACCUUGGUGUUGAAACUCAAAGGAAAUGAUUUGGACGAAGGAGAGAAUGCAAAGAUAAUAUAUUCAUUUAGUGAUGUUGCCUUACGAAAAGUUGGUAAUUUGUUCAGUUUAGACCCAGAGACUGGGGAGAUUCGAGUUGGCGGGCAGCUGGAUUUUGAAGAAGCAAACAGCUAUUCUCUCGAUGUUGAAGUAGUGGACCACGGCUCGCCUGCAAUGACAGGACACUCCAAAGUGCUUAUCAAAGUAAUUGACGUGAACGACAAUGCACCCGAAAUAAAGGUGACAUCAGCUUCCAACAUAAUCCCUGAAAAUGCUCCGCCAGGAACUUUAGUGACGUUGAUCAGUGUGUUGGAUCGUGAUUCUGGAGAGAACGGCCAUGUUCGCUGCACGGUACCAAGGAACAUACCCUUUAAACUACAAGCAGCAUCGGAUCAUUAUAAAUUAAUUACCAGUGAAAUGUUUGAUCGUGAAGCGAUAUCUGAGUACAAAAUACUUAUUUCCGCCUGGGACUUGGGUUCGCCUUUACUGUCCGCAAAUAUAACCAUGCGUAUUACAAUUUCAGACAUUAAUGAUAACGCCCCUCAGUUUGCUGAAUCAUCCUACAACAUAUACGUUAUGGAGAAUAACGCUCCGGGUGCGUCCAUUUUCACAAUAACAGCAACGGAUCCCGAUCUGGACCAGAAUUCGCGUGUUUCUUACACUUUUCAGGAGAAUCAAGUCAUAAACGCGCCAGCGUCCACCUACCUAACCAUUAACUCAAUGAACGGUAACAUUUAUGCGCUGCGGUCGUUUGACUAUGAGAAUCUCAAAAACGUCCAGAUCCACGUUCAAGCCCGUGACGCGGGGGCGCCUCCACUGAGCAGCAGCGCCAGGGUGAAUGUGAUCAUCUUGGAUCAAAAUGACAACGCGCCGGUAAUUGUUUCGCCGUCAGAACAUAGUGGAUCAGCAGCAGUGGAGACUGUGCCAAGGUCAGCGGGUCAAGGGUACUUGGUCACCAAGAUAUUGGCAACUGAUGCAGAUUCUGGUCAGAACGCUCGGCUCGUUUAUCAAAUGGUGAAGUCUACCCAUCCCAGUUUGUACAAAGUUGGGCAAAUAUCCGGUGAAAUUAGAACAGCGCGCAACAUCAUGCAGUCAGACACUGCUGUAAGUCAGACAAGUCUGGUCAUCUUGGUGAAGGACAAUGGGCAGCCAAGCCUGUCCAGCACGGUCAUAGUGAACAUUAAAGUUUUGGAGAACAGCACUGAAGGAAUCGUGGAAAGAAGCAACUUAUUGAUGGAUCCAGAAUAUUUAUCUGAUCCAAACGUUUAUUUAAUCGUGAUUUUCAGUUGUACUUCCGUUGUCUUUCUACUGAUCAUUGUUCUGUUGAUUGGCAUCAAGUGUAAACAAGACAGAAAUAACAUUCAAGCCUAUAACUCCCGCAGUUAUUGCUACAAUCCUGGCAAUUCUCGCGGCACGUUCAAUGGAAGACUUGCCAUGGAGGAAACUUUACGCAAUCCUGGGACAGGACGUGUAGUCCGCGUGUCAGAUCUUACGCAAUACUCGGCCUGUCUUUCUCCAGAAUCAGCGAAAAGCGAUUUUCUCUUCUUGAAACCAUGCGGCACUUCCACCUCCGGAACAAUGGCGUACCUACCGAGGUUUGCCUUCACAGUGUUUGUUUGCAUGUUUGCGAUAUAUGCACCGGAUCUAAUCUCCGGGCAAAUUCGUUAUUCUAUUCCCGAGGAAAUCGAGCAAGGGGCAUUUGUUGGCAAUAUCGCUCAAAAUCUGGGCCUGAACAUACGGCAAUUGUCAGCUCGCAAAUUUCGACUGAGCUCUGAUAAUGGCGGACGGUACAUCAAGGUUAGUGCUGACAAUGGAGUGUUGUCUAUCCGUGAAAAAAUCGACAGGGAACGUAUUUGUGGAGAAGCGGAUGUGUGUAUUAUACCCUUCGAAAUUAUUCUGGAAAAUCCCUUGGAGGUGUAUCGCGGAAAAAUAGAGAUUCUUGAUGUAAAUGACAAUCCCCCUACUUUCCCGCACGGCAGCAUUGCCUUACAGAUAUCGGAAGCGAGUGCACCCGGUGUACGUUUCCGCCUCGAAAGCGCAGAAGAUCCUGACAUUGGAAUAAAUACCGUGGCCGCCUACACAAUCAGCUCUAGUGAGCACUUCAGUCUAAAAACACAGAAAACCGAGGACGGGUUUGUAAUUGCCGCGUUGUUGUUGGAGAAAUCAUUGGAUCGAGAGCUGCAAUCAUCAUUUCAACUCUUGCUAACUGCGACUGACGGUGGAACCCCUCAGAGAUCAGGCACAACUCAGAUUCGCAUUAAUGUAUUGGACAUCAAUGAUAAUCCACCAGUGUUCGACCAGGAUAUUUACAGGGGGAGUAUAAGCGAGAACUCCGCCAAUGGUAUCUCGGUAUUGAAAGUCAAAGCCCACGAUAUGGACGAAGGACUGAAUGGGAGGAUAUCAUAUUCUUUUAGUGAUGUCGCCGUGCUAAAGGUUCGUAAUUUGUUCAGUUUAGACCCAGAUACUGGAGAAAUUCGAGUUGGUGGGCACUUGGAUUUUGAAGAAACAAAGGUCUAUUAUCUAGAUGUUCAAGCUAUAGAUCACGGCCCAGUUGCAAUGACAGGACACUGCAACGUGUUGAUCAAAAUAAUGGACGUAAACGACAAUGCUCCCGAGAUACAGGUGACAACAGCUUCCAAUAAAAUCUCGGAAAAUGCUCCGCCAGGGACUUUGAUAACGUUGAUCAAUGUUAUGGAUCGUGAUUCUGGAGAGAACGGCCAAGUCCGCUGUUCGUUACCAAAGAACAUACCACUUAAACUACAAACAGCAUCGGAUCAUUACAAAUUAAUUACCAGUGAAAUGUUGGACCGUGAAGCGAUAUCUCAGUAUAAUGUAGCUAUUUCGGCAUGGGACUUGGGGUCGCCUUCACUCUCCGCAAAUCUAACCAUCCAGAUUACCAUUUCAGACGUAAACGACAACGCCCCUUGGUUUGCUGAAUCAUCCUACAAUGUAUAUGUGAUGGAGAAUAACGCCCCAGGUACACCCCUGUUCACAAUAUCUGCCAUGGAUGCUGAUAUAGAACAAAAUUGCUAUGUAUCUUACUCCUUUGUGGAUAAUCACAUAGAAAACUUGCCAGUUUCCACUUACCUCAGCAUCAACGCAAUUAACGGGACCAUUUAUGGGUUACACUCCUUUGACUAUGAGAAACUCAAAAACUUCCAAAUACAAGUUCAAGCCCGUGACGCAGGGGUGCCUCCAUUGAGCAGCAGUGCUAUGCUGAAUGUGAUCAUCCUGGAUCAAAAUGACAAUGCUCCGAUAUUUGUUUCACCGCCAGGACAGAGUGAAUCGGCAGCAAUGGAGAUCGUGCCCCGGUCAGCGGGUCAAGGGUACCUGGUCACCAAGAUAAUGGCAACUGAUGCAGAUUCUGGUCAGAAUGGUCGGUUCAUUUAUCAGAUAGUGAAAUCUACUGAUCCCAGUUUGUACAAAGUUGGCCAAAAUUCCGGUGAAAUUAGAACAGCGCGCAACAUCCUACAGUCAGAUAUUUCUGUACAAACACUGGUCAUCUUGGCGAAGGACAACGGGCAGCCAAGCCUCUCCAGUACGGUUACAAUUAACAUUAAAAUAUUGGAGAACAGCACUGAAGGAAUCGCGGAUACAAGCAUCUUAUUGAUGGAUCCUGAAUAUUUCUCUGAUCCAAACGUUUAUUUAAUCGUCAUUUUCAGUUGCACUUCCGUUGUCUUUCUUCUGAUCAUUAUUCUGUUGAUUGGCAUCAAGUGUAAACAAGACGGAAAUAAUAUUCAAGAGUAUAACUCCCGCAGUUAUUGUUACAAUCGUGGAGAUUCUCACGAUACGUUUAAAGGAAGGCCUGCCAUGGAGGAAACUCUACGCUAUCCUGGGACUGGUCGGGUAGUCCGAGUUGCAGAUAUGAAUCAUUACUCGGUCUGUCUGUCUCCAGAGUCAGCGAAAAGUGAUUUUCUCUUCUUGAAGCCAUGCGGCGCUUCCACCUCUCAAGCUCAAAAUCCUCUUAUCUUCGACUCGGACAUUGCCCACCGUUGGGAUAUCUUUAGACGCGACUUUCAGCACUACGUGACGAUCGCCCAUCCCGCAGCCACCGCCGAGAUGCGGGCGUCUCUCCUCCUCAACAUAGCCGGCCCCGCUGCCCUGGAACGAUCCGAGUCGUUCGUCUAUGCUGCAGAGCGGUUCAAGAUGUUCAAUCGGCGUCAGAUCAUUGACGAGUCCGUUGAUAACUACAUCGCCGCGUUGCGACACAUGGCAAGACGUUGUCGCCUGGACGCUCUCACACCAGAUCAAGUGACCAGGGACAUUCUUGUAUAUGGCCUUUUAGACUAUAAGCUUAGGGCUGAACUUCUGCGGAAGCCCGACCUGUCCUUAGACGAGGCUCUACACGCCGCCCGCAUGGCUGAGGCGGUUGCCUCGGCUUCGUCGCCCGCCGGUCAUGACAUUAACUUUGCCAGUGCUGCUGCCCGCCGGCGGUACACUGGCCCGCCACGGCAACAGGUCUCCCCUGCACCCGGCGUCGGCAGCCCACGGCGUUGCCCCAACUGCAACUUUUCCUCCCAUCAGUUUAAUGUGUGCCCAGCUUUGGGAAAGACAUGUAACUUUUGCCAGAAAUUGAACCAUUUCUUUGCAGCUUGCCGCCCCAAGGGCAAGCCAAGGAGUGGGGAAAUUCGCUUCACCGAGAAGCUGCGGUAUCAGACGACCAUGAAUCCGGUGAUAUCUUUGGACUCGACCCUCUCGGGGAUGCCGACGAAACGAGAGCAGUGCAGCUUUAAGAAUUGUAGCUGCAAUUGUCGAAAAGAACUGGUCGUGUCGCUGUCCACCAAUGAGAAGUUCAAGUGCACAGAUGGAUCCAUUGCCCCUCCCACAUCCCAGAAUAAAAACGUCAGACGCGACGAGAAAGGCGAGCAGUGUCUGCGAGAGGCCUGGUUUUGGACAUUGACUGAGCGCGGAACAAUGGCGUACCGACCGAGGUUUGCCUUCACUGUAUUUGUGUGCAUGUUUACGAAAUGUGCACCUGGUCUAAUUUCGGGGCAAAUGCAUUAUUCUGUUCCCGAGGAAAUGGAGCAGGGGGCAUUUGUUGGGAAUAUCGCCGAGGAUUUGGGGCUUAAUGUAUGGCAAUUGUCUGCUCGCAAAUUACGACUGAAUUCUGAUAAUGGCGGACGGUACCUGAAGGUUAAUUUGGAGAAUGGAAUAUUGUCUCUUCGUGAAAGAAUCGACAGGGAACGUAUUUGCGGACAGGACGAUAAGUGUACUAUAUCUUUCGAAACAAUACUGGAGAAUCCUUCCGAGGUGCAUCGCGGAAAAAUCGAGAUUUUUGAUGUAAAUGACAAUGCGCCCACUUUCCCGCACAGCAGCAUUGUGCUACAGAUAUCGGAAGCGAGCGCACCCGGUGUACGUUUCCGUCUCGAGAGCGCAGAUGAUGCUGACAUUGGAAUAAAUACCGUGGCCGCCUACACAAUCAGUUCCAGUGCGUACUUUAGUCUAAAAACACAGAAAACCGAUGACGGGUUUAUAAUCGCUGAAUUGCUGUUGGAUAAAUUUUUGGACCGAGAGAUGCAAUCAUCAUUUCAACUCUUGUUUACUGCGACUGACGGUGGGACCCCUCAGAGAUCAGGCACAACUCAGAUUCUCAUUACUGUAUUGGACUUCAAUGAUAAUCAGCCUGUGUUCGAUCGUGAUAUUUACAGGGGAAGCGUAAGCGAGAACUCCACCAAAGGUACCUCAGUGAUGAAAGUCAAAGCAAAUGAUAUGGACGAAGGACAGAAUGCUAAGAUAACAUAUUUGUUUAGUGAUGUUGCCGUGCGAAAAGUUCGUAAUUUGUUCCGUUUAGACCCAGUUACCGGGGAGAUUCGCAUUGAAGGGCCCUUGGAUUUUGAACAAGCAAACGGUUAUGCUCUAGAUAUUAAAGCUGUGGACCACGGCUCGCCUGCAAUGACUGGACACUCCAAAGUGCUGAUCAAAGUAAUUGAUGUGAACGAUAAUGCACCCGAGAUAAAGGUGACAUCAGCUUCCAACAAAAUCCCGGAAAAUGCUCCGCCAGGAACUUUCGUAACGUUGAUCAGUGUUAUGGAUCGAGAUUCUGGAGAGAACGGCCAAGUACGCUGCCAGAUCCCAAAUAAAAUUUCAUUUAAACUACAAUCAGCGACGGAUCAUUACAAAUUAAUUACCAGUGAAAUGUUUGAUCGUGAAGUGAUAUCUGUGUAUAAAAUACUUAUCUCAGCUUGGGACAAGGGGUCGCCAUCACUAUCCGCAAAUAUAACCAUUGAGAUUAUAAUUUCAGACGUUAAUGAUAACACUCCACGGUUUGCUGAAACUUCCUACAACAUUUAUGUCAUGGAAAAUAAUGCUCCGGGUGCGUCCAUUUUCACAGUAACUGCAACGGAUCCUGAUCUGGAGCAGAAUUCUUAUAUUUCCUACGCUUUUCUGGAGAAUCAAGUCAAAAAUUUGCCAGUGUCCACUUACCUGACCAUUAACUCGAUGAACGGUACAAUUUACGCGCUGCGCUCGUUUGACUAUGAGCAUGUCAAAAACUUCCAGAUACAAGUUCAAGCCCGUGACGCUGGGGUGCCUCCGCUGAGUAGCAGCGCCACGGUGAAUGUGAUUGUCCUGGAUCAAAAUGACAACGCUCCGGUAAUUGUGUCACCUUCGCAACAAGGUGGGUCAUCAACAGAGGAGAUCGUGUCCCGUUUAGCCGGUCAAGGGUACUUGGUCGCCAAGAUAAUGGCCACUGAUGCAGAUUCUGGUCAGAAUGCGCGGCUCUUUUAUCAGAUGGUGAAAUCUACCGAUCCCAGUUUGUUCAACGUUGGGCAAAAUUCCGGUGAAAUCAGAACAGCGCGCAAUAUUUUGCGGACAGAUGCUCCUACACAAAAUCUGGUCAUCUUGGUUAAGGACAAUGGGCAGCCAAGCCUCUCCAGCGCCGUUACAAUGAAAAUUAGAGUUUUGGAGAACAGCACUGAAGCAAUGUCCGAAAGCAGUACCUUGGUGAAAAAUCCGGGGUUUUUUGCUGAUCCAAAUGUUUAUUUAAUCGUAAUUUUCAGUUGCACGUCCGCUGUCUUUCUUCUGAUCAUCGUUCUGUUGAUUGGCAUCAAGUGUAAACAGGACAGAAGUGUUAUCCAAGGGUAUAACACCCCCAGUUAUUGUUACAACCGUGGAGAUUCGCAGGGCACGUUUAAUGGAAGAGCCGUCAUGGAGGAAACUUUACGCUAUCCUGGGACAGGCCGGGUAGCCCGCGUGCCGGAAUCGCAUCAGUACUCUGUAUGUCUGUCUCCAGAGUCAGCUAAAUGCGAUUUUCUCUUCUUGAAACCAUGCGGAGCUCCUCUCUCUCAGGCUCAAUGAUGGGUAUAUUUAAUGAAUGGCCACUUUAUAUGAAUCCAUUAGUCUAUACAAAUAUAAUAAUGGUUGUGUAUGUAACAUUUCAGUAAAUAAAUACUUCUGUCUGAAGAGGUGGUCCGAUCCGAAAUUUCGCCUCUCUCCUCCCCGCUCCUUCGGUUUUUCAUGUCUGCGCAAAGAUGGGCCAGUUGGUGUAAUGGUCGAAAUUAACAUUCUCAUCAAAUGCAAUCCAAUCUUCUAAGAGUGGCACCGAUUUUCUCUGAAGGGAAUCUUGCUAUUUGCAAUUGAAUGGACUUACACAAAUGCAAUCAAGCCUUCAAGCAAGAGUGGUACCAAUGUUAUUUGCCCAAUUACGCGAAAUAUCUUUCUGUCUGGAUCUAAUUGUGUUAAUGUGUUAAUAUUGGAACACUGCAAUCAGAGCAUUCAUCGACAAGAUCAUCCAUUGCAUAAAAAAAGUCAAAAUUACAAACGGGGACAUGUCAAAUGAAGACAACAUUAUUGAAUACAAUAUGGUGAUGCUGGAAUCUUGGGG
Molecule: messenger RNA, 14560 nt
Organism: Amblyraja radiata (thorny skate)
Lineage: Eukaryota; Metazoa; Chordata; Chondrichthyes; Rajiformes; Rajidae
Biological process (GO): homophilic cell-cell adhesion
Cellular component (GO): plasma membrane
Molecular function (GO): calcium ion binding
Source: RefSeq, a predicted model, not a curated record